Molecule: messenger RNA, 1656 nt
Organism: Stylophora pistillata
Lineage: Eukaryota; Metazoa; Cnidaria; Anthozoa; Scleractinia; Pocilloporidae
Product: solute carrier family 2, facilitated glucose transporter member 8-like
Biological process (GO): transmembrane transport; carbohydrate transport
Cellular component (GO): membrane
Molecular function (GO): sugar transmembrane transporter activity
Source: RefSeq, a predicted model, not a curated record
UCUACCGGACAUUUUGUUGGUUUGCUGAAGUUCAACAAAUUUCACGGUCAAAAGAUUCUUAGAUAUGGUAGAGGACCAAAUCAAAAACUCCUACUCGCAGUCAAUUUACUUCGAUGAACCUAAAGUUAAAGACAGAGUCGGAAGAUCACUCCUUGCCACUUUGCCUGCAGCGCUUGCCUCGCUCAGCAGUGGUUACUGUUGGGGAUAUUCGUCGUCCGCUUUAGAGGAUUUGCAAAACGCAGGCACAUCCUCCGCCUUUCGCUUAACUGUUGAGCAAGGGUCCUGGUUCUCGUCCAUGAUUUGUUUUGGAAUGAUGAUUGGAUUUCCUUUUAUUGGAUGGGCGAUUAACAAGUUUGGUCGAAAGGGUACGAUGAUGUUAUGCGCCAUACCUUUUGUGUUAGGAUGGCUUCUAAUCAGUUAUGCUAGGAAUGUUGCCAUGCUCUACGCUGGUAGAUCAAUCACAGGUGUGGCAUGUGGUGCUGCCUCCUUCACUAGUUCGGUAAGUGGUCGGAAGAUAGCGAAAAGGAGUUUGUUCCAGAUGUCGCGGAUUAAGUGGCUAGGAAUAUUCGUGAAGGGGGUGUACGUUGGCGAGAUUGCAGCUGCCCGAGUGCGUGGAGCUUUAUGCAAUUUAAAAUGCCUGGGUUUCUCAUUGGGAGUAUUGCUAUCCUUGGCGGUGGGCGUCCUGUGCCAUUGGAGAUGGCUGGCUUUUAUUGGUACAAUUCCCCCAACAUUGGUCCUUAUUCUGAUGAUUCCCAUGCCCCAGUCCCCUCACUGGUUAUUGGGAAAGAACCGAACGUGUGAAGCAUUGGAAGCUUUUUUGUGGUUAAGAGGUCCUAAUGCAGACGUAGACGAGGAAUGCUCCACAAUUAAAAAGGCUCUAGGUGAAAAUGUACAGUAUACCCCUUCAGGUCGAUUAUCUUUUGAAGGCCGAGAAAAGCUGGGGAGAGUAUUUUUGCGGACUUUUACUCUUUUGAUUUCAGAAAUGUUUCCUGUCCGCGCACGUGGCCUCCCUUGCAGCUUUGUAUUCAUGGUCUUCGCAGUUACACAGUUUUUUGAAACCACAACUUAUCAUUCUAUGACCACUGUGCUGACCAUUCAGGGUGCCUACUGGGUUUAUGCUGGAUGUUGUAUCUUAGGCUUUUUGUUUGUUUAUUUCCUUCUACCCGAAACGAAGGGUAAAACAUUAGUGGAGAUUGAAGAUAUUUUCAACCGAUCGGUUAAGCACGCCUACGAAAGAAUUGAAUAGUAACUGUCUAAUCUAAUGGACUAGUAAUUACCAAACGUUUAUGCACCGUUAACAGAAAAUGGUAAGGAGGAUCACAUGGUUUUAAGGGGAACAGGAGGUUCCCUUCCCCCCUUUUCCCCACGCAAUAAAUAAUAACGGGUCAUUAAGAGACAAUGUACACAAGACAAUUGCCAGAGGGGACAGAAACCUUUGAUAUAGAUGAUAGGUAGGUACCCGCCUGUCCCCCUGGGUUAGGUCCCCCUGGGUUAGGUCCCCCUGUACUAAGCAGCAAUGUAUGAAGCGGUCACCUUGUAUAAAGUAAUCGUUCAUGGGUACCCUUUACUUAAUCCCAACGGCCUUAAUUAAUCGUCCUCCACCUCCACGGUUGAACCGUCACUUCAAUAAAACUAAGAACAACCUUUUAAGACAAA